CCUACUAAUUUAUGCAAUUAUGGAGAAAAUAUUCACCUCUUUUCUCUUGUUGCUUCACUAUGUUAUGGUUAGUUUAGCUAUGACCCAAAACAACACUACCAUUGAUCAAUUAGCUCUUCUUUCUUUAAAAUCUCAAAUCAUUUUAGAUCCAUUUCACUUGUUGGAUGAAAGCUGGUCUUCCGCUACAUUUGUUUACCAUUGGGUUGGAGCCACUUGUGGCUCUCGUCAUCAGAGAGUGAAAUUCUUGAAUCUCUCCAACAUGGCUCUUACGGGUGUAAUACCCCAUGAUAUUGGAAACCUCACGUUUCUUGUUUCUCUUGACUUGGGUGGCAACAGUUUCCGUGGAAAUUUGCCUCAAGAGAUGGCACACCUGCGUCGGCUUAAGUUUCUUGAUUUAAGUGUCAACAACUUUAGAGGGAAGGUUCCUUCUUGGUUUGGGAUUUUACACCAGCUUCAAUUUCUAAAUCUUGGAAAUAAUAGUUUCACUGAUUCCAUUCCUUCUUCAUUUUCUAAUAUGUCCACACUUGAGACUUUGAAUCUGAAUUCCAAUUCCAUAGAGGGUCAAAUCCCAAAAGUGAUUGGAAAUCUUCUAAACCUUAGAGUAUUAAACUUGAAAGGUAACGAGCUCGUAGGCUUUAUUCCUCCAUCCCUCUCUAAUGCCUCAAUGUUGGAGACUUUAAAAAUAUCUUAUAAUUCACUUCAAGGAAACAUUCUAGAAGGGAUCGGUAAUUUUCACAGCAUGAAAGUGAUAUCCGUACAAGCUAAUCAUCUUACGGGUUCUAUACCAUUCACAAUUUUCAAUAUCUCAAGAAUCGAAGUCAUUGAAUUUACAGGCAAUAGCUUAUCAGGAAAUCUCCCCACUGGUUUAUGCCAUGGUGUACCAAUACUCAAAGGGCGUUAUCUAUCUGAAAAUAAGCUUCAUGGUCGUAUGCCUACAAGCUUGUCAAAUUGUUCACAACUUCAAGUAUUGUCUUUAUCAUAUAAUGAUUUCACAGGUGAAAUACCCAAAGAGAUAAGCAAUCUCAUAAGUUGGAACUACUAGGUCUUUCAGUUAAUAGUUUUAGUGGUUCACUUGAUAUGGAGAUCUUCAACAUAUCCGGGCUGAGAGAAAUUGAUUUUUCAUUCAACAAUCUAUCAGGAAGCCUCCCACCAAACAUGUGUUCUAUUUUACGCAAUAUUGAAAGACUAUCUGGGUGGCUUAACCAAUCUUGUUGGUACCAUUCCUCAUUUUAUCUCCAAUUGUUCAAAAAUUACUAUUCUAGGUCUCCAAGGCAACAAACUCAGUGGUUUGAUUCCCAAUUCUCUUGGAUAUUUGACUCAUCUACAAAUUCUAAACUUGGAGAGAAACAAUUUAACCAGCGACUCUUCGUUAAGCUUCCUAACUUCCUUAACCAAUUACAGAAACACAACAACUGUUUCUCUAUCUUUAAACCCUCUAAACAGCAUGCUUCCAGCCUCUACGGGGAACCUUUCCACCUCUCUUAAAAAAUUUUACGCCCACAAUUGCAAAAUCAAAGGGUGAAUUCCAAAUGAAGUUGGGAACUUAAGCAGCUUAUUAGACCUUGAUCUUUCUGGAAAUAACUUUGUCGGAUCAAUUCCAACAUCAAUUGGCAACUUGAGAAGCCUCCAGCGCUUCAACUUGAGUAAGAACAAACUUACAGGAUUUAUUGGAGAUCAUAUAAGUAAAUUGGAGCAUUUGGGUGAUAUUUACUAGUGUUAAAAUAAACUUUCAGGGUCUUUUCCUAAUUGUUUAGGGAAUAUUACUUCCCUUAGGGAGAUACAUCUGGGUUCCAAUAAAUUGAGUUCCAAUAUACCACCAAGCUUAAGGAACCUUCAAGAUCUAGUGGUUCUUGACUUAUCGUCAAACAACAUGGUAGGUUCAUUACCUCCGAAAAUUGGAAAUCUAAAGGCUGCGAUACUGAUAGAUAUGUCAAUGAAUCAGUUCUCAAAUGGCAUUCCUAGAGAAAUUGGAGGAUUGCAGAAUCUGGCACACUUGACUCAAUGAGCAACAUGGUAGGUUUGGAAUUCCUAGACCUUUCUCAUAACAAUAUAUCUGGACUUAUUCCCAAGUCUUUGGAGAAACUUCAAUACCUCAAGUAUUUCAAUGUUUCUUACGACAAAUUGUAUGGUGAAAUACCCUCGGAAGGUCCUUUCAAGAACCUAUCGAGUCAGUUGUUCAUCCACAAUGAAGCAUUGUGUAGUUCUUCAAGAUUUAGUGUCCCGGCAUGCCCCACUUCAUCAAAGCACAGAUCAAAUAGGAAAAAAUUGCUAGUUCUAUUUCUUUUGCUAGGACUAGCACUUUUAUUUGUUCCUAUCACUUUUGUGUUUAUAUGGAUAAGGUAUAGAAGAGGUAAAAGAGCUCCUCAACAAGCAGAUGCAUUGUCUGCCAUAACAAGAGAAAGAAUUUCAUACUAUGAAUUGCUACAAGCAACUAAUGCACUUAUGGAGAGCAAUCUGAUUGGUUCUGGAAGUUUUGGCUCUGUUAACAAAGGCGUUCUCAGAAGUGGAACUGCCAUUGCAGUUAAAGUGUUCAAUCUGCAACUAGAUGCGACAUUCAGGAGCUUUGAUACAGAAUGUGAAGUUCUGCACAGCCUUCGCCAUAGGAAUCUCGUAAAAGUCAUCACUAGUUGUUCCAACCUUGAUUUUAAGGCUUUAGUGCUCGAGUAUAUGCCUAAUGGAAGUCUUGAGAAGUAUUUGUACUCACACAACUACUUCCUCGACUAAGCAUAAUGAUAGAUGUGGUAUGUGCAUUGGAAUAUCUCCAUCAUGGGUGCGCAUUGCCAUUGAUUCACUGUGAUAUGAAGCCUAGUAACGUCUUGCUGGAUGAGGAUAUGGCUGCCCACCUAAGCGACUUUGGCAUCUCAAAACUUCUUGGUGAAGAUGAGAGUGAUUUAUACACAAAACUUUAGCAACACUGGGUUAUAUUGCAACAGAGUAUGGACGGGAUGGUUUGGUAUCAACAAAGUGUGAUGUCUAUAGCUAUGGGAUCAUGUUGCUGGAAACGUUUACUAGGAGAAAGCCUAAUGAGUUUGAGAGAGAUCUUAGCUUGAAGAAAUGGGUGAGUUAUUCAUUUCCAGAGGCAAUAAUGGACGUCGUAGAUUCCAACUUGCUAACAUCAACUGGCAAUCGCUUACAGAAGGAGCUAGAUGUUGUGGCAUCAAUAAUGAAAGUGGCAUUAGAUUGUUGUGCUGAAUAUCCGACGAGAAGGACUAACAUGAAAGAUGUUGUAGGGAUGCUGCAGAAGAUCAAGAUUCAACUUCUUGCGUGCUAAGCAUGUUCUUGGAAUAUCUAGUCGCUUCAAGUCACUUCUUUGUUGCAAAUGUUUUCUAAAUUAGUGGAAUAAUGUAAUCAUUUCUUUCUUUGCUUUGUUUUA
Capsicum annuum is the source of this 3373-nucleotide messenger RNA. Its product is annotated as receptor-like protein 35. Bases 20 to 1042 code for a protein of 340 amino acids. The transcript has 3 exons. Gene Ontology annotation, molecular function: protein binding. The record is from RefSeq and is a predicted model, not a curated record. Lineage: Eukaryota; Viridiplantae; Streptophyta; Magnoliopsida; Solanales; Solanaceae.